This is a messenger RNA of Urocitellus parryii (Arctic ground squirrel), 2068 nucleotides long. The record is from RefSeq and is a predicted model, not a curated record. NCBI's taxonomy places the organism in Eukaryota, Metazoa, Chordata, Mammalia, Rodentia, Sciuridae.
GGCAACCGUCGUGCCGCGUCUUCCUGAGGGAGCUCCUGUCAGCUCCAGGAUCCCACCGCCCGCUCCCCACUGCCCCGAGGUUUUUGGGUGGGCUCGGAGUCUGAGGGACAACAAAAAUGGCGGAGCGGAGCCAGACAGCGCCUGAGGCAGGCAAUGAUACGGGAAAUGAUGAUGCCAUCGGAGGAAAUGUGAGCAAAUAUAUGGUGCUUCCAACUGGAUACUGUGGACAACCCAAGAAAGGACAUCUUAUUUUUGAUGCUUGCUUUGAAAGUGGUAACCUUGGCAGGGUGGAGCAGGUCUCCGAGUUCGAGUAUGAUCUGUUCAUUAGGCCAGAUACCUGUAAUCCGCGCUUCCGAGUCUGGUUCAACUUUACUGUUGAAAAUGUGAAAGAAUCACAGGUGAGAGAAGUAGUGGAAAAUUUCAAUGUGUUUUUGAGGGUCAUUUUCAACAUUGUUAACUUCAGUAAAACCAAGAGUCUUUAUAGAGAUGGAAUGGCCCCUAUGGUGAAAUCUACCAGCAGACCAAAAUGGCAAAGGCUGCCACCUAAAAAUGUUUAUUACUAUCGAUGUCCAGACCAUAAAAAGAAUUAUGUGAUGUCCUUCGCAUUCUGUUUUGACCGAGAAGAAGAUAUUUACCAGUUUGCUUACUGCUACCCAUAUACAUACACGCGCUUCCAGCAUUACCUCGAUAGCCUGCAAAAAAGAAACAUGGAUUACUUCUUUCGGGAGCAGCUGGGCCAGAGCGUGCAACAGCGGCAGCUUGACCUCUUGACAAUAACCAGCCCCGACAAUCUCCGGGAAGGGGCAGAGCAGAAGGUGGUAUUCAUCACAGGACGAGUYCACCCGGGGGAAACACCCUCUUCAUUUGUGUGCCAAGGGAUCAUCGACUUCCUCGUCAGCCAGCACCCUAUCGCCCGUGUCCUGCGAGAACACCUGGUCUUCAAGAUUGCACCGAUGCUCAACCCUGAUGGAGUCUACCUGGGCAAUUACAGGUGCUCUCUGAUGGGGUUUGACCUGAACCGACACUGGCUAGAUCCUUCUCCAUGGGCCCACCCGACCCUGCAUGGAGUGAAGCAGCUCAUCAUCCAGAUGUACAACGACCCAAAAACAAGCCUGGAGUUCUACAUUGACAUCCACGCCCACUCCACCAUGAUGAAUGGCUUCAUGUAUGGCAAUAUCUUUGAGGAUGAAGAGAGGUUCCAGAGGCAGGCCAUUUUCCCCAAGCUGCUCUGCCAGAAUGCAGAGGACUUCUCCUAUUCUAGCACAUCAUUCAACCAGGAUGCCGUGAAGGCAGGAACCGGCCGGCGCUUCCUGGGUGGUCUCCUGGACCACACUUCCUACUGCUACACCCUAGAGGUCUCCUUCUACAGCUACAUCGUCGGGGGAACCACGGCUGCUGUGCCCUACACCGAAGAAGCCUAUAUGAAGCUGGGGAGGAACGUGGCAAGAACGUUUCUGGAUUAUUACCGGCUGAACCCUCUGGUGGAGAAGAUGGCAGUUCCCGUGCCCAGGCUGCGGAAAGAAAAGCCCCCUCCCUACAAGCACCCAUUCGUGCGGGGCUCGGCCAGCAACUACCCCAACGGCAAAGGGGACAAGAAGAGCUCAGUGAACCACAAAGACCCUUCAAACCCCUUUUAAAGACUGGAGGCCCCCGAGGUUUUGUGGGGGCAGGAGCGUGAAUUUCCUGCUGGGGCACUCUUCUCUGGUUUUCAAGACAAGGAUUUAUGGGAUAAAGCAUAGGCUAGAGAAAGAGAAGGGAAAAAAGAGAAAUUUCAUCAUUGAUUUUUCCCUUCUGCCAGUGGGAAAUCGUUUGUGAGCCUUCAGCUCAAGGCUGAACAAAAUAGGAAACUGGGACCAGACAAACACAGAUGCUAUUUUCCACAACACAGAGAUCCUCACAGGAUGAGGAAAAACCUAUACAUCCCUCUUAAGAGGUUUGACACAUCUCAGGUCAGUUCUUUGGAAGCCCCUUUACCUUUUAAAGUCAUGUAGUUACUAUAGAUGGCUUGCUUUUAAAAUAGGUCACAGGAGUUUACAGCUUUAGAAAAGUAGUGCCCGUAUUUUCUGAU